Molecule: messenger RNA, 11583 nt
Organism: Monodelphis domestica (gray short-tailed opossum)
Lineage: Eukaryota; Metazoa; Chordata; Mammalia; Didelphimorphia; Didelphidae
Gene: ARHGEF33
Product: Rho guanine nucleotide exchange factor 33
Molecular function (GO): guanyl-nucleotide exchange factor activity
Source: RefSeq, a predicted model, not a curated record
GUAUGUGACAGUCUCAUUCCAGGGUAAGUCAAACAAGCUAGCUCUCUACUGCUGCUCUUUUUAUUUUUGCAUUAAUUUCUCAUUCACAUAAGCUCUGAUCCUGAGAAGAAUUUAAUCAUAGCAACUACUGUAGGGGUCCAAUCUGAGGGACGUGACCUGAUCAUGGGGGUGACCAUGCAAUGCUAAAGCAACAUCUGGACUCAGGGAAGCCACAGGCAAGAUGGAAAAAACAAAACAAGGAGAGAAUGAGAUUAUGCCAGUGAAUAGCCCAUCUACACAGAUUUACCAGUUGCAGGCAUUAGCCUCUGAACUCAAAACUGGUUUCACUGAAGCAAUGCAGGAACUUUCAAGAAUUCAGCAUGGAGAAUAUGCUUUGGAAGAGAAAGUUAAGAGCUGUCGGUGCACAAUGGAGGAAAGAGUAUCAGAGAUGAAGAAUUCAUUAAAUUAUUUCAAGGAGGAGCUUAGCAAUGCCAUGUCAAUGAUCCAAGCCAUUACCACCAAACAGGAAGAAAUGCAACAGAAAAUUGAACAACUUCAGCAAGAAAAGAGAAGAGAGUCUCGCAAAGUGAAAACCAAAAAAACACAAAAGGAAGAGCAUGCGUCUCCAGCUGGAUCUGCACCUACCCAAGUCCCAGAAUCCAGACCAGCUCAUGUAGCAGACAGUAAUGUGAAAGGAAUAAUGGGUCCUGGAGUGAAUGCAGCAACUCCUGAGACGGAAGAAAACCUCAAGUCUUGCUUAUCUGCUGAUGUUCAGACCAAGGGCCCCAUGACACCUGGACUGUGGAGACAGCCCAAGGAUAGUAAAGAAUGGAGUGAGGAAUAUGGUUCCAAAGAUCACUCAGAUAAACCAAAGGAAGCAGCCCAAGGCAGGCACAGCUCCUUAGAGAAUGUUUUAUGUGAAACUUCUUUAUCCGCCAAAAGACAAACUGUGGCUCUGGAGCUGCUUGAAUCUGAACGGAAGUAUGUCAUCAAUAUAUCUCUGGUCCUGAAGAUCAAAGCAACAUUCCAGGGAUCUGAUGGGAAGAGGAGUACCAAGGAGAGAAGUCUUUUUCCAGGUUCCCUGAGGUACCUUGUCCAGCAACAUUUGGAUUUACUUCAUGCACUGCAAGAAAGGGUCCUGAAAUGGCCACGACAAGGAGUCCUGGGGGAUUUGUUUCUUAAAUUGACAAAUGAUGAGAAUAAUUUCUUGGACUACUAUGUUGCUUACCUGAGGGACUUGCCUGAAUGCAUUUCUCUGGUCCAUGUCGUAGUCUUGAAAGAGGCUGAAGAAGAGAUUAAAUCUGACCUGUAUACACUGUUUUUUCACAUAGUCCAGAGGAUCCCAGAAUACCUUAUUCAUCUGCAGAAUGUUCUAAAGUUUACUGAGCAGGAACACCCUGAUUACUACCUUCUUUUGGUGUGUGUCCAGCGCCUCAGAGUUUUUAUCUCUCACUACACCCUGUUGUUCCAAUGUAAUGAAGAUCUGCUCAUUCAGAAACGGAAAAAACUCAAGAAGUCAUCCAUGGUGAAGCUGUAUAAAGGACUGGCCUCUCAAUCUGCGAAUACUGGGCAGGACACUUCCUCAGCCCCUGGCUCUGAGGCUGUGCGGGACAGCGGUGGGAUCCACUCUGAAGAGAUACUACAGCCUUAUCCUGCUGCCACCAGCCCUGGCUCAGCUGUCACACACUUGAUGCCCCAAGUGAAGAAAAGUCAACAACAAACCUUGAUGGAGAACAUUCAACCGGGAAAGCCCUGUGACUGGGAGAUGGAGGGUAGAAAACACGAGAGGCCAGAAAACCUCCUGGCCCCAACUCAGUUCUGUACCUCUGAGCAGGACCUGAAGUCUCUGGCAGCCCCGCUGCAGGCCAUCCCGGAGAUGGACUACGACGCCGCCCUUCCAGAUCCAGUGGCGAACCUUGAACGGUCAAUAAGAGCCCCGGCGGAGCUCCUGUCCGACUCCCGCACCUUUGUCCCUAGCUACGAGGAGUUUGAGUAUGGCGGAGAGAUCUUCACCCUGCCAGCUCCCUACGAAGAGGAGACGUUUCAGAGCCUGCCCCUUUUUGAAGCCUGCUCCCCGGCUUCUUCCGAGUCCAGCCUAGACAUUUGCUUCCUCAGGCCAGUCAGCUUCACCAUGGAACCCGAAAGGACUGAACACUCUGUGCAGCCACUGCCCAAGAGCUCCACAUCCCCCGUGAGCAGCAGCACGUACAAGCACGAGGCUGUCCAUGGCAAAACGAAGCCACUGAGUCGUUCUUUGAAGGAAUUUCCCAGGACGUCCACCUCAGAAGGCGUCACCACUAGACUCUACAGUACGAGGAGCAGCAGCGGCAGCCGCGUCCAGCUGAAACAAGAGAGGACUCCCCAGCCCCACAUCACAUCUGCCACAGCUAGGAGCUCCCCAAGAAACUUCUUCCCCCCCCAGAGAACACAAAGUGAAAAACAGACCUAUUUGGAAGAAAUACAUGUAGAAGAUAACACCAGAUUCUGUCCAAAGGAAGAAAGAGAAUGUGAACAAACAUCAUUCAGUGAUCAACACCCCAGCAGUAGAGACCAGAAAGGGGGCUUCCGUAGCUCUUUCCGCAAGCUCUUUAAAAAGAAGUGAGUAGCCCCUAGAUCAGACUGCAUUCUAUCUCCUUCCCCUCUGGGAUCAUUCUAGAGGUUUUAACAACCCAACAACAACAACAACAACAACAAUAAUGACAAUAAUAAUAAUCUAGCCUCAAGAAUCUGCUUCAAGCUUAGUGCCUGCUUCUUUAGAGCCAGGGACUGACUUCUAAGUUUUGUUUAUUUCUCAUUCUGGUCUUCUUCCAUGCCUAAAGAAACUGGAUCUACUCCUGUCACUAGCAGCUUUUUCCCUAUCCACUAUAUCCUGCAGAUCUCCCCUUUCCCCAGUCAAGUUGUGAAUAGUAGGGCAAGUAGUAGCCAUCCACUCAGAAUGAGCCAGUAGCCAUCUUUGAGAUAUCAAGGCAUCUUGGAUUGUUGUUAUUAGGUAUAAAAGGUAUCUGUAAUCGAACUUUCCCUUAAAAUGCCCUAUAUGGGGUUUCAGCUAGUUGGCUCAGUGGAUUGAGAGUCAGGCCUAGAGACAGAAGGUGCUGGGUUCAAAUUUGACCUCAGAUAUUUCCUGGCUAUGGGACCCUGGGCAAGUCACUUGACCCCCAUUGCCUAAUUGUUAUUGCUCUUUUACCUUCUAAAAAAUACACAGUAUUAAUUCUAAGACAGAAAGUAAAGCUUUAAAUUUUAAAAAGCCCUAUCUAGGCACCCAAGCUCUUUUACUUUUUAGAAUACCUGGGGAAGCUAUAAGCCAUAAUGGACUAAGUUGUCCCUUACUCCCAAGGAAUGAAUUUGGCUUUGGUUAGAAUUAUAGGUGUUCUUCCUCUAGUCUGCAGGCUGAGCCCUUGAGUCUAUGAAGGGCAGUAAAGGCAAAGGAGGGCUGGGUGUUUAGAAUUAGAGCUAGUUGCUCAGCAGUAGUCAAGUGAGGAUAGUGGAAAGUCCCUCUUCUACUCAGGCUUUUACCUGAGGUUCCAUAGAUUUUCAUUUCCACAUUCUUCUCUCACAGUGAAAAUUCUCCUUCCAUUUAAUCUCUCUGGAUAGACUGCAGAAUUGGAGUCAGUCUGAACCAUAAUGUCUUCACCUUUUGUGGGCUGAGGGAAAUUAAAUGGAUAUGUUUUCUGCUGAUUGAUGGAUGAGGAAUUUAGCAGGAUGUGUGGAGAGGCUGCCUUGCUGAGUCUCAAAGAAUUGAUGGUUGAUUCAGAUGUUCUUGAUGGGAGAAGUUGGGAACAGGAAAAAAUAUGCUUCUAUGGUGACAAAAAAAAUGGGGAAGAGAACUGAAAUUGGUGUAGGACUCGGAAUGUUGGUUCUUGCCAAGAUUACUGGCUGCCCAGAGCCCGUAGUUAAAAGGCGAGAAUAGAGAGAGGGAAAGAUAAGUGGAUUCUUUACUAUGCACAGCCUCUCAGUAGUUAAGUUCUAGAUUGGCUUCUAUUCUUCAGCUUGCCCAGCAUGCACAUCGGGGCUGCUGUACAGUCAUUUUCUUUUCUCAACUAUUGCAGUCUUCAAAUGAACUUUGCUUAAGGGCAGAGGAUUUGAGGAUUAUUCCCCUUUCCUAGAUCAUAGACUUAGGUCUCUCCUGGCUCAGUAACCACCUCCAGCAUGCUUAGCAAUGAAUCAAAGCAGCAGGCAACCCUUCAUUCCUGCCUUGGUGUCCAGGCUGCUUUGGGCUUUAGAACUCAUAAGGCCAGCAUUGAUCCUGCCCAUUUCCUCCCAUAGCUGAAUUGUUCCUUGAUGCUAGUAUUCAUGGUUUGUCCAUCUCAGCUUUCAAUUCCAGUAUAUUGACUUGCUAGAAGCAAUAAAACUACCAUUACCUUUCCCUGGUCCUCUCCCCAUCCCCCAGAGACCUUUUAGAAAUGUUCUGGAAAGUUCAUGCAGAAGAGGCUAGGGAUAUUUUCUGUGUUUUUGUAGAGGGAUACAAUUAGUACUGACAGGUGUAACUUAGAGGGAAGAUUUUAGCUAAGGAAGGGAUUAUUACAUAAUAGGACCAUCUCACAGUAGAACAGACUAUUGAAAUAAAUAGUUCUCUGUAAUUGGAAAUGUUCAAACACUGGCUGGAUGACCAUCCACCCAAGGGCACACUGGGAUUGAGGCUGUGCUAGAUGACUUCCUAAUUAUCUUCCAACUCUAAGAUUCUAGGCUUCAUCUAGAGUUUGGCUUGAGACACCAUGUAUUUGUAUAAGACAAAAUGACAAGUCAACUUGUUUGCCUUUUAGGAUUUGAAAGGUUCUUGUAGCUCUUGCCCUGGAAUCCUAUGGCCCUUUGGGAUAUCUCCUUGUUUAAUAUUUGAAGCAACAUUUGAAGGAAAGUGAUGGCAGAGUCAGCCAGCACUUAUAUGGUGCUUCAAAGUUUGCAAAAGUGUGUUACAUUUAUUAUUUCAUUUCAUCCUUACAAGAACCUUAUUGGGUAGAUGCUGUUAUCCUCACUAUACAGAUGAGGAAAACAAGAGUGACAGAGAUUAAGUUUCUUGCCCAGGGAUGCACAACUAGUAAGAGUCUGAGACAAUAUCUAAACUCAGGAUUUUCUUUCUCCAAGAUUGUCAUUCUAACUACUCUGCCACCUAACUGUCUCACAAAAGCAUGAAAACUGAUCCCGUAGGCUUCCCAAAGGAACCUUACCAGACUUUUCCAUCCUAUCCCAAAGAUAAUAUUUAUGAACUAUUAGAGAACAUUCAUGUAUUUAUGGUGCCUGUUAGUACUGGGAGGAUUUAAUAAAAUAUUUAUAAUAGUUUUAAAUAGCUGCUUUAUCAUCUGAGUACAGAAGGAAAGAGUAGGGAAUCUUAAACAUGGCUAUGAAGUUAUCAAUUAUAUUUAACUCAGGUGAUCCCACAAUCCCCACUACCACUAUCCAAAGUACCCUUGUGUGCAUGAGACUAUGUCAAAAACUGUGAGUAUAGAUAUUGUAGUAAGACAGAUAUUGGUUCUAGCCAUUUAGGUAGGAGUAAUUCUUUAAAGUCAUAAAAACCUGCACAGAUGUGUGGUGGACCAGGUGGGAGGUAUUUAGGCCAUUUUCCUCCACCUGAGUCAAUCUUAGGACUUCCUCGAACCUUCAGAGGUCAUAUUGUGAAAGAGAAUUCUUUAUUCCCUUUGUCUAUUUUGAGUUAACACUUUGUUAGCCAUCAAGUAAGAGAAUUCACAAGUCACUUACUUGAUGGCUAGGGGCUAAAUUGCCUAGCAUUGCUGGGGGUAGGGGUGAGCAAUGUCUGUGGGAUCCACUUCUCACCUCUUAAGGUGUUCACUCUUAUCAUAGGCUUCUGAAGGAUUCACAAGUUUCUGACAUUCAUCACCCACUUUAACAAAUGACUUGUUGAGUUCUGAAGUUAUCACUCAUUUCAGCAAGUGACUUGCAAAUUCCCUUACUUGAUGGCUAACAAAGUGUUAACUCAAAAUAGACAAAGAGAAUAAAGAAUUCUCUUUCACAAUCAAGACCAUCUUUCUGCCUCUAGGCAGACUAUAAUUAAGGUAUAAUAUAUUGGAGGGCCCUUUAAAUCCAUCUAAUACUUGAUCUCAGAGAACCCUUGGAAUUUGAGACAAAGAUGUUCCUACCUCUACUAAAAAGCAUCCAAUUACCUUGUGUUGGAUGUUUUCAGUCAUUACAUUGAAUGAAAAAGUACUGUGGGAGAGGAUCUGCAGAAAAAGACACAAGGUUAGGGAAGGCCUCUUUCUCUCUCUCUCUCUCUCUCUCUCUCUCUCUCUCUCUCUCUCUCUCUCUCUCUCUCUCUCUCUUUCUCUCUCUCCAUCUCCCUCUCUCUCCCUCCCUCUCUCUCUCUCUUUCUCUCUCUCUCUCCCCCUCUCUACCCCCCUCUCUCCCCCCCUCUCCCCUCUCUCCCCCUCUCUCUCCCUCUUCCCUCCCUCCAUCUUUCUCUAUCUGUCUGUCUAUCUAUCAUCUAUCUAUCUAUCUAUCUAUCUAUCUAUCUAUCUAUCUAUCUCUUCCUUUAUCCAAAAGUCUCAUCAGUGAGUAUAAGGAGAUUUUCAAGUGAACUUUAGAUGCUCAUUGAUUAUUAUGAUAUAGGGAUUUGGAUUGGAUUAGAUGACCUCUUAUGCUCCAUCUAAUUUAGAAAUCCUGUAAAUCUCUGAUUCCUUAGUCGUAUCUAUGGUAACUCCAAUUUGGGACUUCUUUCAAUCUUUACUUACUUCAAGUCUCUUCUGUGCUUCCUAAGGAAUAUCUCCUCUUUACUAAUUGAGCUAAAGUAGUCAUCAGAGGGCCUCACAUUUUUUUUUGAACCAUAGUUUCUAUGUUCUAUCAUGGUUUUAUAUUUCUAUGUAUAACAUAUAGAACUUUGUAUAUAACAUGAUAGAAAGGUGAUCAUUAGUAGAUCCUAUUUUAUUUAGUUUGUGGCUAUUUUAACUCAAAUAAAUGGUUUACCCAGCAUGAACAGUUAAAUAGUUAAAUAAAUAAGUUAAACAACUUGUAACUGAUGGUGUAACAACUAGGGACUCCAUAGCUCCAUUGUUCAAUUCUCCACGCCCUGCUGAUCACCUCAUUUUGUCUCUAUAAGAGCUUUCAUUCAGCUAAGAUUCCCAGGUCUUUUUUUUUUUUUUCAGACCAACUGCUAUUCUAAACUAUACUCUCUAUACUCUAUACUAAUAAUUGGUUCUAUUCAAAAUUCAACUCUUCAUGACUGCUUUGGAUCUUCUCUUUGCUCUUAGUUCUGUACUCCCAACUUAGCCCAAAUCUUCCUUUGCAGACUUAAAAGAGACUGUCAAAGCAGAAUUUUUAAAUGAGUGAUAGAAUGGCCACCUUUCAUUCAGACUGCUUCAGUCACUGAGGGAGUCUUGGACAGUCUCUAUGGAAUCUUCAUAAGGACUCAGAUGUAUCUGUCUUGACUAAGUUUGUAGAAUAACAGCUAAUCAGGAAUCCAGGGAUGUCCUCUACUUUCCCACUCUGUUUGGAUGAAAUUUUUCCCAAGGAAUUGUGUGAAGGUAGUAGGGGAUGGAAUAUAAAGGUAGCGGCACUGGAUAUUAAUUUUUGAGCUGUCUUUUCCCAGUUUCUACUUCCUUUAGCUCUGCCAUUUUAGUAAAGACUUUUGUGAGGACAAAAGAAAGAUUGGACAGGUGUGGCAGGAUAGCAGUUGGUCUGAAAAAAAAAAAGACCUGGGAAUCUUAGCUGAAUGCAAGCUCAGUAUGUGAUGAAGCAGCUACAAAGCAAAUGCAGUCUUAAGCAUCAUUAGGAGAAGCAUAGUGUUCAGAACUAAAGAAGUGAUAGUCCUUCUGUACUCUGGUCUAGUUAAGUGACAUAUAGAUUAUUGUGUUUCGUUCUUUGUAUCACAACACCUAGAGCAAGAACAAUGAUAAGCUGGAGAGUAGUCAGAGGAGGCUGUUCAGAUGUGAAGGGCCUCAAGAUUAUAACAUAUGAGAAUCAGUUGAAAGAAAUGGAGAUAUGAGGCUUUGGGGGGAAGAGAAGUUCUAAGGAGAGCAUGAUAGUCUUCAUUAUUCUUGUGUGAACAGUCAUUUAACUUUCUGUACUUCAGUUUCCUCAUCUGCAAAAUUAGGGAUUGAACUAGAUGACCUCUGAAAUCCUUUCCAGUUCUAAUUCUAUAAUCCUAUUGACUUUUUUGGAAAGAGGGAGUCUUUGAGCAAAGGUAGGAUGACCAUUUUUUAUGUGUUUUGAUAUGGGUUGGAGGGGAAAGUCAUUUUUAGUUCUGAAAUUUGGUAUUUAUUCCUGUAAAAAAAUAUUACAUACUUUCAGAUAUGGUAAUAAUGAUAGCCAAUUGCUAACCUACAUUUGUCAGCUUUAUUUUUUUCCCAUUCUAAGACUGAAGAGGUUGAGUCAAAAUUGUCUUAAAUCCAACUGUAUGUAGCCCAAAGAAAUCUUGCACUAACUACCAGAAAGGUUGUCAUAAUGGCAACUCCCAUUUACAGAUGACUUCAAGAUUUACAUAGUGCUUUCCUCACAACAACCCUGUAAAAGAAGCAUUAGUGUUUCCCUUUUACAGCUGAUGGACCUUUUCAGGGAUUCAGAUGACUUGGUCAAGGACAUUUAGGGAGGAAGGAAAGGAGGGACCAUAAUCCAGGUCUCCAGACUCCAAUUUUAGUGCUUUUUUCCAUUCUAUAACAUUGGCUCCUAGGAAGACCAUUGAAUUUAGGCAGGCAGAAUCAUGAAGGAAGUAGGCAGAUUAGAGACUGUAGCUAUGGUAAUAAAAUGAAUAUCCUAAAGCUAGAUGCUUAUCUUUUCAAAUAGCUUCGAAUCUUAGGUGUAAGUAAAUGUCCUCAGCUGUCCUUUAGGUGCCAUUGUGGAAGAACACUGCCCAUAUCUUAGAAUAUCUUAGACUGUUAGUAUCCUAGGGUUGGAAGAAUUGUAGAGGCCACCUAGCCCAGCACGCUUCAUUUUGCCAGUGGGAAGGCCAGGAUCCAACAAGCUUACCAGACAUCUUCAAAGUCAUGUAGCUACUUAGUGGCAGAGAUGAAUAAGCCCAGGACCCAGAUCUUCUGUCUCUGCCUUUGCAUUAUAUUGUGUUGCUUUCUCAUAUUAUGUGGUAAAAACCAAUUUGCCACACAAUGGAGAAUAGUUUGGUCAUUUCCAAUGAGAUAAAAGUCUUCACUCAAGUAGAAGAAAAUCCAGGAUGAAUUUUAAAAGGUUUGUAAAGAUAUGAAAAAUUUAGUAUAUGCCAUGCAAAUCUGGGAAAGAGGUUCCUGAAUUAGUUUCUAGGACUCUUUAAGGGCAAGGACUCUAUAUCAUCAGCCCCUUGGCACAGUUCACAGCAGAUCGUAGGACUGAGUAUGUGUUUAUUUAUUGACUGAUUGAUCUGUAGGUCCUUUUCAAUCGGUCAUCUAUCUGUUCAAUGAAUACUUGUGUGUCUAGUACUGUGCUAGGUUCUAGGGAUUCAGUAUUUUUCUAGGAGGGAUUUACAGUUUAGGGAACUGAUUUCUCAAUUUAUGAGGAAAGAAAAGCUACCAAUGAUCUGGUUUUUUGUUGUUGUUUUUUUUCCCUCCUCUCAAGAUUUUGGAGUGCUAGCGUCCAUUAACAGUCACCCUUUGAAUUUCCCUCCCUCUCUUGCUUCCUGCUAGUCUGGCCCUAAACGUGCAAUGGCUGGUUCAUAGCUGCCCUCUGUUGCAUGUACAUGUGCCUGUAUGGGUUCAGACUUGACUUUUCGAGGUCUUUGAUUAUGCAAUGCUUGGCUUAAGCUUCCUGCGCUUUUUACUUUAGAGAGUAGAAAAGGCAAGUAGCUGGCCUCCUUGAACACAACACAUAGAUCAUCUCUCACUUUGUCUCUAUCUGUAGGUACUAAGCAGACCAACUUAGCCUUUUGAUGUUUAUUUACAUGUGGUCAGCUAGGACACAGAGGAGUACCAGGAGGCCAGGCAGGACUGACUUCUGGAAAGGGACAUGAGCAUAGUGAAGUGGCUUGGGGCAUAGAUUCUAGGCAAAAGCUGGGAGUAGAAAAGCAAUAGUCAGCUAGUUUUUGCUUAACAUUUAUAAUCAAGAUGGAAAGAGGUGCUCUGAAUACUGGGGACACGAGAGGAAGAGGUUUGGCUUAGGAAGAGGGUCAUUAAAAAACUAAAGAUGAGCUCAUAGAUGCUGAAAAGCAGACAGGGCGAUUUUGGCAUUUGUUUCAGAAAUGGGAACGAAGCUGGUGAAGAUUUCUGUGGUCCCUGGGGCUGGUGGUGACAUCCAAACUUUCCUAUUUUCAGGUAAACAUGAACAGUUGCAUGUUGGAUGGUUCAAAGUGUAAAAUGCUGGGUUUCAGGGAGAUCUAGAAGUGGCCAAGAUGGGAAUAACUAAAAGCAAGAUGAUAGAUUUUGGCUGACGAAUAUUUGAAGAGGUGUCUGAGGUGGGGGGACAACUGAUGGGAGCCAAGAAUCAGACUAAAAUCCUUGAGGAACACGGGGAGGCUUAAAAUUGUGGGUUGAAUUGUCGGCUUCCCUAGUUUCUUGGUAAAUACAAUAAGAGGAAAAGGAAUGAAAUGGUCCAAAAGAUGUGGUUGUGGACAUUUUGUGCAUAGCUGCUAUCACUAGGGGUGAAUUUAGACAGGAGAGGGCUGGGACUAAUGAGAGGGACAACACUGGGAUUGGGGUGCAAUAGUUGGGAGUAUUUUAGGGAAUGCUAAAAUUGGAAAAAGGAGUAGGAUUUGUAAACCAGAGGAACUAAGUGCCUAAUAUGCCCUUUCCGUAUGCUGGGGAACAACAGAUGGGCACCAAAGACAUGAGUGCGGAGCUGCAGAACAGCCUUUUUUCUCUAAGCUGGGAUUAAGUGGAUCAGCUAAAUAUGGGGAUGGUGGGCCUUACCAGUGAAAGGGGAAAAGCAUGGAGCCUAAGGCUUUGUCUACACAAUAUUAAAUAUCUGUAUGAGAAGUAGAACAGUCCAAUCAGCCAUCUGGAAGUUUCCAAGAAUCAGGAAUCAUUGUAUACAAUGUAUACAAAACAAGAAUCAUUGUAUAGGUCAAAUCUGUUGCCUUGAACAAUAUAAAGAAAUAGUCAAAUUACACAAUAAAAGUUAGUAUUAAAAAAGAAAAAUAACAGAAAGAAAUUAAAACCCUAAAUUCUUUAGCAACACUGGUUAAGGACCUUAAGAACUUGAGUGAAAACAACAAAUACAAGGGGUCAUUUGCUGUUCCUUUUGGAUUGUGGGACCGUACCUGGUUCAGCCUCUGCAUAUGGAGAACCUGUUCAGUGGUUUGGAAGCUUUGGGACAAGGAGCCUCAAGUUUUACAUUGAAUUCCCUUGAGUGUACAUUGAGCUAGAUCCUUUGAUAUUGAUUAGUAGUCAUUGGGCUGGAUUGACAAUUUCUAACCCCAAAUUUAAGCUUGCCAAAUGAUCCCAGUCUUGCUUAUCAGAGGCCAUUUCUAGAGCCCCUCCCCAACCAGGGACUUCUGACAGGAUCAUCUUGUAGACAAUGCAGAGCUCGAGUCCAUGCCACAGCUGGUUUAACCAAGAAAAUGGAAGAAUGUGCCCUCGCCUGGGGACUUGAUUGGAUUUAUUUGAAUUGUUGACUUGGUCUCCUUGGUGCUGGUUGAGAUUAUGGUAUCUCCUCAAUCUGAUUAUUGUACUCACAUUUCUUCACUUUUCAUGUAUAGCAUAUAUGCAUGGCCUUCCUCAAUAAAUCUGUCUUUAUUAAAACAAA